Messenger RNA from Aspergillus mulundensis, 1071 nucleotides. RefSeq lists its product as uncharacterized. Bases 1 to 1071 code for a protein of 356 amino acids. The record is from RefSeq and is a predicted model, not a curated record. The transcript has 4 exons. NCBI's taxonomy places the organism in Eukaryota, Fungi, Ascomycota, Eurotiomycetes, Eurotiales, Aspergillaceae.
AUGGAGGAACCCUCUCCACCGCAUAGCGCCCUCUCAACCGCAGCAGGCCGAGGCUGCUUUGUCACAACAAUCGUGGCUCUGGUCGUCCUCCUCGCUGGCCUUGUACUCCGGGUCUGGGUGCAGGUCAAGCGACGCCAACCAAUCAAAAUGCACGAUUACUUCUACUUCGCUGGGUUCCUCUUUGCGGUCGCAUACUCGACCACCUUCCUCUAUGCAAUAUACCCUCUGGGGCUUGAAAUGCUCAAUCAGGAUUUCGCGCGCGUACAUCCCAAGCGCGCCGUGCAGCUGCUGAAGCUCAUCACUGCAAGCCCAAUCCUAUGGGCCAUAGCAACAACACUUGUGAAACUAUGUCUACUUGCAUUAUUCUACGAGAUCUUCCCCUCGGCGCUUGUCAGAUACCUCAUUGGGGUCAUUGCUGCCCUCAGCAUCAUGCUUGGCCUUUCAGGAAUCCUUCUUGGUGUUCUCAUGUGCAAGCCAUUCGCGUACAACUGGGACAAGACAAUUCGGAGCGGCCACUGCGGGAACAGCGACGCCAUGCAAAUCGCACUGUCGUCGGCAAACAUGGCCAUCGAGCUCAUGAUUAUCAUCCUCCCAACAUCAAUCCUGUGGAAACUUCAAAUGCCCCGCCGGUCCAAGAUUAUUCUGAAUGUCGUGUUUAGUCUGGGUCUUUGUGUCUGCGCAAUGAACCUAACACGCGUUGUGCUUGUCUGCUACAAGAGCCGCACGGGUUUCACCUACACUGUCUUGUUAACUGUCCUUCUCUGCACGCUUGAUGUCAACAUUGGACUAAUCUGUGCGUCAACGCCCACGCUCGCAUCGCUAGUGGUGGCAAGGAGGAGCGGCAGCGAGGAGGAUCGAGCAACUCCGUCGCCGGUGAUCAAUAGCUUCGCACGCCGGCGGAUGAAGUUAAAGGCACAGCUGUCCAGGAGUCAGAGGGCCCGGGACAAUGAUAUUAGUCUGCUGUCAAUGAAUACCGAGGACAACGAAACGUUACAGCAGGGUAGCGGGUUAGGCAGGUCGGUGGGGGACACCAGUUCGGUGACUGAGGGUGAGGUUGCUGAGGGGAUUUAG